AAGGGGGGGAGAGAAGGGGGAGAGGGCGGCCCGGCCCUUCACGGGGGAACGAGGAGGGGCGGCCCGGCCCCUCAGCGCGGCGGCAGCCCCUGUGCUGGGGGCACCGGGCCCACUUCCCCCACACCCCGGCCCUUACUUAUCUCACGGACCGCGACCCAGCGUGCUGAGGAACCCGCGGUCUUCGGCUGUAGCAUGCUGGAAUUUUCCUUUUCUAUGUGAAACACAGCCAUGACGGAUCAAGAGUAUGUUCUUUGCAUGUGGAAGAAGCGUUUAUGGCCAGCCAAGGUUUUGUGCAAAACUGGAGUUGCUAGGGAAACGUCUGUUACUAAUGCCAAGGAUACUUCUUUGAAAGUUGAAAUACUUGGCUUGAAAGAACAGAUUAGCGUGAACUGUGCAGAUGCCGUACCACUGAAGGAAGAAUGUAUAGAAAACAUUGCCUCUAACUUAGAUCAAAGGAGUAGUUCGAGUGAGGCUGUGGAAGAACUGAAAUACCGCCGUUCUCUUAAAAUUGCCCUGGAUAUUUUGAAUCAAAAUGCCUCACCCAGACAAGUACCACCUUCAGAAGGACCAAGUACUCGGUUAUCCCAGGAGAACAGCACAGGAUUUCUCUCCUCUACCCCCUUACGUAGGUGUCGAUCACUCUUUCACUCUAAAGAAAAGUCAGAGCCUGAGAUUUCCAAGAGGAAGAGAGACCAAAAAAAUAACCCCAGCCUGAAGACGGAGACAAAAAGCCAAACCCAGAAAGUUUCUUUGAUUUUGGAGGAGAGCACUAGAGCAUGUGAAAGUGGAACGAACCUUUCCAAACGUGGUACUGGGGACUUGUGCGAUACAUCAAACUUACAUAGUCAAAACUGCAAAAUACCAGAAUCAAAAUCACUACUAAGACAGAAAAAAAUCAAGCCCAGAUUGUUGACAGAGUCCAAAACAGGAAAUGAAGUCUCCCUUAAGCCGAAGGAGGAAAAAAGUAAGCAAGGAAGAAGAAAAUCCAGAGGUGCAGGAUCACCUGUCUGCUGUGGGAAUGGUGUCUCCAAGGAUGAAGCACAGCCCCUUGCUGAGGAGGGGUCUCGCUCUGUCCCCUGCAAGCCUGAUACAGUGGUACCUGUCAGAAGGGCGAACGCCAGGGGUCAACCGAGAAGGAUGUUGCUGGAUUCCUCCUGUAAAAGUGCCUCGGAUGAUUUGGAAAAAAGCAUCAGUAGUGAGAGCAAAAGUCUAGCGAAGCAAUUGGAUGGCAGAAGAAAGCCAGUGAGUUCAAAACAGAUUACUGGAGAGCAAGAGAGCAGUGCAACUGUGUCCUUGCACAGAAAAAGGAAAUGCAGGAAUUGCCCUGGAUCUUCAUCUGGGCCAUCUAAAAAUGAGAUGCUUCCUGAUAGCUUCCCCUGUCAGCGUAAAGAGGAGGAAGAUAAGAAUACUUCACACGUGGUUAUGAAUAAAGUAAAGCAGUUUCAGCUGCCUGACUUUGAAGAAGAUGAAGGACUGGAAUCAUCUGACGUGUCUUCAAAGAUAGUUUCCUCAGAAAGUCUCUCUCGCCUCUCAGCUCUGGUAGAUGAAGAGGAGGAGGAUGAAGAACUACCUAGUAUUUUAUCACAUCAAGAACCACAAUCAAUUGAAGAAGGGAUUUUGGUCUGGUGCAAAUUGCGAAGGUACCCUUAUUGGCCAGCAGUGGUAAAAAAUGUGAAGCAGAAACACAAAAAGGCUUGUGUGCUGUUCAUAGAAGGGAAUACAGAUGACAAGAAAAAAGGUUUCUCAGUAUCUCUUAAGAAUCUGAAGCACUUUGAUUGUGAAGAAAAGCAGGACCUCAUAGAACGAGCCAAAGAAGAUUAUCGCCAAGAAAUUGAGUGGUGUAUUCGAUUGAUUUCUGACUAUCGAAUUAGAGUAGGUUGUCAUUCUUUUACGGGAUCCUUCUUGGAAUAUUUUGCUGCCGAUAUCAGCUACCCAGUUAGGAAGGAAGCCUAUCAAGGUUUAGUCCAAAUGACCUUUCCAAAUGCGGCACAGGAAGAUGUUGAAGAAUCUUCAUCAGAAACUUCCCUUCAGAAGCCCUCCAAGAAACUUCUUCCUGACAGAAUGAGAGCCGCUAGAGAUAAUGCGAAUAAAAAGAUAGUGGAGUUUAUAGUGAAGACUAAGGGUGCUGAAGAGCAUCUUUUGGCUAUUUUGAAAAGCAGAAAACAAUCCCGGUGGCUGAAGAAAUUCCUGAAUUCAAGUCAGUACGUGACCUGCGUUGAAACGUAUUUAGAGGAUGAGGAACAACUAGACCUUGUAGUGAACUACUUGAAGGAAGUGUAUCGUGAGAUAGACACUAAAAAUCUGCAUCAAAUAAACGGAGAUGGAAUAAAAUUUAUUUCAGACGUCCUUUUGCCUGAAGCCAUCAUUUAUGCGAUUGCUGCUGUGGAUGACAUAGAUUACAAGAAGGCAGAAGAGAAGUACAUAAAAGGACCAUCUGUGAGCAAAAGGGAGAGAGAAAUAUUUGAUGAAGAAAUUAUAGAAAGGAAGAAAUGCAAGACCAAACUAGCAUCUGCAGACAGCAUCUGAACAGUGGUACAAACUUUCCCAAGUUAUACUGGCACUGAGUGUAUAUAAUGCAGAAGUGGUUAUUUGUAUAAAAUGUGUAAUUUUUACUUUUUAAAAUCCAUGUGUAUAUCUUCAAAAGAUGUAGUUGCUAUAAUGGUGUACUACUGUUGGAUACAGUUGUAUCUUCAGUUUCCCUGCUCUCGAUUCUGCAUACUGGAGCUGCACGCUGCUUCCCUUGGUCUUGUCACGCUGCACUGCCUGUAAAAGACGAUGCAAACUGUGUAGGAACGCCUCAGUCCUCACCCAUUCAGUGCCUGUACUGUGGAACUUGCAAAGACCGCAAGUGUUAAGCAGAGCUUCUUCAUAUACCAUUAAGGCGUUUUUUUAAAUGAAUUAUUCUGGCCAAAUAUCUGGCAUAGGAAGGGCUGUUGUCCUCAGAAAAACAUGUACUGGGAAAUUAUGUAGCCACGUCUUGCCUGAUGACUGUACUGCUGCUGAAUGUCCGCAGGUUUCCCAUCUGAGAACAUUUCCAGCAGGUCGACUGUUCCUGCUUUACAUAUGUCUAAAAGUGUAGGAAAUAAAAUCGGUACCUAGUGAUGCAACCUGAGUAACACAGGUUUUUUUUGUUGUUGUUAGGGCAACUGUAAAAUGCAGUGGAAAAGGAAUUCAACGUUUGCUUAAAAAAACAAAAUCACUUUUCCAUUUAAAAGUGAAACCAUUUUGAAUGCUGUUUUAUUGCUUUUUGAGGCCAUGAUUUUAGGAACUCUUAAUUGUCUUUUUCUAUCUGAUUGAGAUAUCAACUUAAUCAUGCGUAGUUCCCUCCCCUAGCUUUUGCUAAAGGUGGAGUGUAUUGCAAAUCGCCUUUGACAGACUUGCGGUGCUAUUGAUAACAAAUGAUAAAAGCCCAAUGAUUUGUAUUUUUCUAUAUUAUAGUGCAGAUGCCAUCUACUUGCUUGUCCAAUAGAAACCAAGAUGAUUUGAAAUUAAGGAAGAAGUUUAAAUGUAAACUGGGAUACAGUUUUCUGGCUACAGUAAUGAUCAGAAAAUAUUUUAAUUACACUUUUUAUUACUCUGUAUUCUGUGAUGAGUUUCAAUAUGCAUUUGGAAUCCUUAUUCCCAUUAUGGAAGGGAUGUUGAGAAGUACCUAAAUCAUAGGAAUGUAACAGGUAUUUAACUGGACUGUUCUUUGUUUCAUUAAAACCUGUGAGAAGGGAUAAUGCAUUUCCUGGGAUAGCAUAGGAAUUUAAUGAUGCAUUGAUAGAGUUAACUCUGGACCUGAGUGACACUCAAAAUGCAGAAGUUUCCAGCCCAUAACCCCAGGUGCUGUUGUAGGUGCCUUCCCAUGGGCAUAUCCUCAGGUUUCCCCUCUGUUAAAACCUAACGGUGUGUACGCUUCUUAAUUACAGUUCCCAAAGUGCUGUUAAGAUCCUUCUUCAAACCAGGGCCCAGAAGUAGAGCUCCCCCAUCACCUUGCCUUUAUCUCGGUCCUUACUUUUCCUACCUUUUGGCUAACGCUAUCUUGGUUUGAUUCACCAUGGACAAGUUCUCAUUUGAAAAAUCAAACUAUCUUCUGCCUGAGGAUGACUAAGAGUGUACGUUGUCUAGAAGCACUCUGAAAUGUUUACAUCUUUAAAAACCACAUUCAACUUCUGAACCAGGUGGUAAAGGUUACUUACAGUACCUUACAGUAAUCAGUCUUGUGAUGUGCAGAAUUAUCUGGUCUCUAAUUAAAGCUGGAUGGAGUGAAUCAUCAAA
Molecule: messenger RNA, 4260 nt
Organism: Grus americana (Whooping crane)
Lineage: Eukaryota; Metazoa; Chordata; Aves; Gruiformes; Gruidae
Gene: PWWP3A
Product: PWWP domain containing 3A, DNA repair factor
Exons: 15
Coding region: 229-2526 (765 amino acids)
Source: RefSeq, a predicted model, not a curated record